This is a messenger RNA of Cetraspora pellucida, 4950 nucleotides long. Lineage: Eukaryota; Fungi; Glomeromycota; Glomeromycetes; Diversisporales; Gigasporaceae. The record is from the annotation of a GenBank genome assembly.
AUGGACAAAGAGCUCCGGAGACCAUUCACUUCACGUUCCCUCCCGGGUGAACGUUUUACUCCAAGUAGUCUACCUACCUCUCUAUCUAUCCCUACAACUUUUCAUUCCCCUAUAAUACCACCGACCGUGCAACAAACUAUCGGUCCCGAAGAUCAUUUUUCUAAACAUAGAAGAACUCGUCGAAGUCUUUCCACUUCUUCUUCUAGUCAAAGUUUACUCAAAAGAAGUUUAUCAUUUAAACCUCGAUCUCAAUCAAAUAUGUCCCCGGCUACCGAGAGUGACGCAAGUAAUAGGUCUUCAUUUGAUGACUUUGAUUAUUCUACUCCUGGUACUCCUUAUACUAGUCCAAAUUCUAGUUUGAAUUCGGGUUCAAAUUCAAGCAGCAGUUCUUUGAACAAUUUAUAUUUUGCUUUAUCGCCGGGUGCCUCAAAUCAUCAUGCUUUUCCUUUUUAUCAAAGAGAAAGGCAUCAUUCUUUAUUUGUAUUAUCUGGAAAAUCUAGUAGUCAAAAACCUUAUCAAUCAUUAAAUACUCCGUCUUUAUCUCAAUCUCAGCAAAUGUCUCAAUCACGUAAACCUUCCUUCCAAAAAUCUCCUGCUAAUCGUUUUUUUCCUGAUUUAUCUGUCGACGCUGAAGAAAAUCAUCUUAGUAAUUUACAUAUUAUUGAUGAAGGUGCCCCUGAAUUUACUUACCCAAAAGUUAAACGAAAACUUGUUAAAGAUCUCCAAGAGACAAAACGUAGAGCUGAUAAAAGUAUUGAGAAUAUUUUAGAUAAUUGGUAUAGGUCUUAUCAAUAUCAAGAACUUUUUGGUGAACCUUUAUAUGAUGAUGAUUAUGGUGGAAAUGAUUGCGAUAAUAAACGUGUGUCUUUUCAUUUUCAAAAAAAUAAUAAUCAAAAAGUUUCGGGUAAACCAAUGUCCAUUCCAGCCAUUAGUGACACUGAUGAUGAGACGUUUCCUUCAUCUAAACCUCCAUUAGAUAAUACUUCAAAAAAGGAUCGUAAAAUUUUUAAAAAUAAAAUGAUUAAUAAAAUGGAAUCUAUAUCAUUAAAUGGCGAUUCUAAACAAAGGAAUAUUCUUCCAAAAAGGAAAAAUUCCGAAAGGAGAAUGAUACGUUCUUAUAGUUGGCCUCCUACAAUUUUAACUUCAUCUCAUACUCAUCUAUUAACAAGAAUUGAUUAUAUUGCACGGCGUAUUCUCAAAACUGCUAUUCAUGAAUUAUUACAUUUUAAUGUUGCUGUCGAAAUCAUGAAAGAACUUCAAGAACUAAUAGAAUCUCAAAGAAAAAUGGCUGUUGGUAACGCUGAUGCUGAAGAAUUGUUGACAAAAUUAAUUUAUGUUUUUGCUGAUGUGGCAAGAGCCGUUGAGGCUGUGAAAAAUUCUUUUGCUGAAACAAAUCCCGAAUUUUCUGGGGAUGGUGUAAUAAAAGAUGAUAUGUUAACACCCGGUCAUGAAUGGUUAUUACCUUCACCUUUAUCAUCUCCAUCUCCACUUCCUUUAACCCCUUCAUCAUAUUCCCCUCCACGAACAUUAUUUCAAAUACAAGAACGACGUAAAUCUUAUGCCGAACUUGAUGGAAAUAUUAAAUCCCAUACCCUUUUACCACCUCCAUUAUAUUCGUCACCGUUGGCUCGUCACGUUACGACUCCUCCAAUAAUACGUGACCCAAUAGUUUCUCUCGAACAGCGUCGUGAACUUGCUAUGGAAGCUGUAUUUGAGAGUCCAAUAAUGUAUGUCUCCCCUCUCACAAAUAUGGAUGAGCAUUUUACUUGGAAUAGCUUAACAAGAAAACAAGUUGAUCAAAUGAUUCAUGAAGAAAUGAAUAGAGAAAUUGAUUAUGGUAUAAUAUUAAAAAAACAACAGGAUGUAGAUCCAGAAUCGAAGAAAAAAUCGAAAAAAUCGAAAAUGGUGAUUGGUUUUUUUAAGUCGUUAAAGAAUGCUUUUCAGAGUCCCUCAUCAUCUACUGCAGUAUCGCCUGCAGGAUCACCGACUAAAUCGAUCAUUCAACCAAGUCCCAUUCGUAACACGACUCAGCCACCUUCACCAAAUGAACAAUCUCGAACGCUUUCUAUCGACUCACGAUUAACUGCAGUAUCUCGUCGUAAUUCUUCGGUACAACUUAAAGGUGAUAAUAAUCUUAUUGGUAGUCACAGUGUCGCAACUCCAUAUUUUCAGGCUCCAAAUGAUUAUAUGUUGUGCCGUAUUUGUGAAGAAAUGAUUCCUAGUUAUGAAAUGGCCGCACAUUCUGAAACUUGUGCCAUUACAACAGAAUAUGCGAUUAAAUUAAAAGAAUGCGAUGGUAGACUUAAUAGAUUAGUUGGAGAUGUAUCGAAAAGAAAGAUUGAGCUGAUUGAAAAAAACGUAUCUUAUCAAGAUUAUUAUAAUAUAAAAGAUGCCGAGUUGAUGGAACAAAUCGGAUUAAAAGCUGCUGGCAUUAAGGAAACGUUAAACCGUCGAGAAGCACUUAGAAAAAGUGAAAAAUAUGCGACUAAGUUAGGACGUUUGGUAGAAGAUGUUGAAAAAAUCGCUACAAAGGAUGAAAAACUAUUAACUUAUGGAAAGCGAUUACUUCAUGUUGUCGAAGAGAAACAUGAAACAUUACAAGCAUACUUCCGAAAACUACGGUCAAUUAAAUCUGUUUCAAAUUGUGGAACACCCGUUAUUACUGCACCUUCCUCAGUUGUUAUAUCAACUCUAAUGGAAACUGCUGCUUUACAAAUACCUCAAAAAACUGCUCGAAAACAAUCAAUAUCAAGUAGAGUGUUGUCAACAUCUGCAUCAAGUAAAGCAUCAUCGAACUUUUUAUCAAGGCCUUCAAGUUCUUAUCGACAACGUAAUAAUAAUGGCCAAAAGGAUUUGGCAUUAUCUCAUAAACGGCAGGAAAGUACUGGAUCAAUUUCAUAUGAUUCAGAUAGUCCUUUACCUUCACGUAGUGGGAAAAAAUUGAUUUCUUUAUUUACCGCUAUUUUACGUGGAGUAAAUGGUCGUGGUAGUAACUCUCCGAGUAAGGAUGCUAACAAUUCUAAUUGUACAUCGGGAGCCAAGACCAGAGUUCCAAGUAUUCAAGAUUUUGAAAUAAUAAAGCCUAUUAGUCGAGGGGCUUUUGGUAAAGUUUAUCUUGCAAGAAAAAAGACAACUGGUGAUCUUUAUGCGAUAAAAAUUUUGAAAAAAGCAGAUAUGGUCCGCAAGAAUAUGGUAAAUCAUGUACUUGCGGAGAGAAGAGUUCUUAGUUUGACAAGAACUCCUUUUGUGGUUAAAUUGUUUUACGCGUUUCAAAGCCAGGAUUAUUUAUAUCUGGUAAUGGAAUAUCUAAUUGGUGGUGAUUUAUCAUCUCUUCUUCAAUGUUUUGAACGUUUUGAGGAAGAUAUGGCGCGUAUGUAUACAGCAGAAGUUGUAUUAGCGCUCGAAUAUCUCCACAAAAAUGGCAUAACCCAUCGGGACUUGAAACCUGACAAUAUGCUUAUUACCUCCGAAGGUCAUAUAAAACUUACUGAUUUUGGCUUGUCCAGGAUAUCAAUUCCUGAAAAAAGUAGUAUUACAUUCGUUAAAGAAGGAGAAUCAAAUAAUAGACCUGAUAAAAAGUCAAAAAGUAUGAGAGCUGGUAGUGUGGAUUUUCGUACCAACUCUAAUGGUCACCGCCCAGUUUCUUCUAUCUUUCCCAAUGAAAGUCCAAAAACUUCUGUUCAUAUUAAUUUUCAUAAUAUAGAACCACAGACCUCAGCUAAUACUUCUACCCAAACAUCAUCAUCAGCAAAAUUAGUAAGAAAGCAGACUAGACAAAGUUCCAAGGCGCUUUUAGGUACACCAGAUUAUCUUGCACCAGAGUUACUUCUUGGUAUUGGGCACACAACAGCGGUAGAUUGGUGGUCCCUUGGUAUAUGUCUGUUUGAAUUCCUGGUUGGAUAUCCUCCUUUUAAUGAUGAUACACCGCAAGUAAUCUUUAGAAACAUUUUAGACAAUGAUAUUCAAUGGCCACCUGAAGGAUUUUUGUCUACAGAAGCCAAAGAUUUUAUUUCAAAGUUAUUAAAUAAAACGCCUGAAAAACGACCUAGUGUAGAUGAAAUCAAAGCACAUCCUUUUUUUAACGGAAUUGAUUGGGAACAUAUUCGUCAACAACCGGCACCUUUCGUACCUAAUCCUGAAGAUGAGCAAGAUACAAGUUAUUUUGAGGCACGUAAUAAUCGAGCAGAUAUUCGUCGUCUUUCAGCAGGAAAUCUUGAUGACAUUGCAUCUGGAAGAAUAUCAUCAGAAAAUCGUAAAUCUGUUGCUUUUGAUGAUGAUAUUGAAAUUAAUUCACAGGUACUCAAUAACCAAGCACCUAAUAAUAAUACACCAUCACAUCUCGUAUUACAAACAAUUACGGCAGAACCUAUUGAAUGUAAUUCCUUGAAUUCACCAAUUUCGACACCUACAUCACGUAAUAAACCUGAUUUAACAAUCAAUACUCAUACACGCGACAAACGACAAUCACUUUUAAAGAAAAAAUCGACAUCAUCUCUUAAACCAUCACCAGUUGAAGAGACACCUGUUAGAUCUAUUCAAAAACGUAAACCAUCUUUAUUAAAGUUACCUACAGGAAAAUCGAGGAAACCAUCUAUAAGUGGUAUUAGUGACUGUGGCACACCAUUAUCAGCGUCCAGUACAUCUAGUAUGUCAAUGAACCAAAUAUCAGUAUCUACACCGGCAUCAUCAAUAAAUCCAUCAAGACUUUCAUCACUUGUUGGAUCACAAGAACAAUAUGGAUAUGGAUUUGAACAAACUAACACUCAUAAUGAAAUGUUAAAUGUUGUAGAUCAAAAAUCUAAUGAUGAUUCUGGAUUUGAUGGGUUUCUUUAUAAGGGUGUCUCAUUUUUAGGAGACUUGACCAGAGAUGUAUUAACAUCUGGAAAUGGUGGUGGUGGAAAUGGAAAUUGUUUAGCGAGAAAACCAUCUAUUGUUGAUAUCAAUAACUAA